UUCUAUCGCAACGGCCGUGUUUUUAAGGCAGCUAUUGGCUUGUUGGUCAAUAACGCUAGAGACACCGCAGCUGAAAAGCUAGAAGAAGGCGACGUGACAGAUGAAAAGUUUCGUAGCUUGAUCGUGCGUGAAAUCGACCAGGUCAACUGGAAGCUGGAUGAAUUGGAUUACUUUAACAUCGCCUUAGCGGAAGGAUGGAUGUCUUGGUUCGGGAAAGAUGAGCGAAACGCGAUUAUUGCCACUGUUUGUGACAUAAAUCGCGCCAUCUUUAAUAACACGGUCAUGGUUGGUUCCAAUUGCAAUAGGAUGUUGUGGCCUCUGAUCGAUGUUGGAGCAGAGAAUGUGCAUCCAUUGCGAGACCAAAGGGUUGCUGAAAUUAAUCUGCAGAAGUCAAAAUACAUUGGUUGCUACUCUGUGCAAUGGUGGCUUGGAUCGGACAUCUUAAAAUCAGCAGCAGGAAUCUGCACUAACACGAAAGGCCAGUUCAUUGUAGGAGAUAAGCUAGAAAAAAACAUUUAAGUAUUUGACUGUGAUGGCAACUUCCUGUACUUGCCCUCUGUAACCUUGGGAGAUACUAGAAUUUGUGAUGUGGCUACUGACCAAGCUGAUAACAUUUACGUGCUCUGUCAAAAAGAUCCAGGUGAAUACCAGGUGCGUAUUUUUGACAAGGACAACAACAUGCAUGGUUGUUUUGGCUUUGAUGCCUUCGCUCCUUAUCGUCUCUCUAUAGUGGAGGCUAAGUCUAAACCCGAGUCUAAAAAGGUUUUAGUGUGAAGACGGUGUAAUAUUUUCCAGUCUGUGGGGAAAGUUUUUGUAAUUUGUGAUUCCUAUCGGCAAGGCGAGGAAUCUGCCUGGAACGUUCCCAGUGAUCAAGCCAUGCUGAUCAGAAGCAUAACGGUUUGUAAUAAUGGCAAUUUAUUAUAUGGCUUUGGCUUGUGGCCGAUAUAACGCGCGCUCUGAUUGGUUAAUUGUCACUGAAUUG
Messenger RNA from Orbicella faveolata, 982 nucleotides. RefSeq lists its product as uncharacterized. NCBI's taxonomy places the organism in Eukaryota, Metazoa, Cnidaria, Anthozoa, Scleractinia, Merulinidae. The record is from RefSeq and is a predicted model, not a curated record.